Molecule: messenger RNA, 962 nt
Organism: Culicoides brevitarsis
Lineage: Eukaryota; Metazoa; Arthropoda; Insecta; Diptera; Ceratopogonidae
Product: CLIP domain-containing serine protease HP8-like
Exons: 3
Coding region: 90-962 (290 amino acids)
Biological process (GO): proteolysis
Molecular function (GO): serine-type endopeptidase activity
Source: RefSeq, a predicted model, not a curated record
UCGAUUGUUGCACUUGUAAACAGAAAUUCGAUUCGUUCUGGCCAAUAAAAGCGAUGAAUUUGAAUUUCGAGAGUCGGCGUCAGUCGUGAAUGAUGCAUUGGUUGUGUUGCUUGUUUUGUUCUUUAUUUUUUCGGAUUGUGACAAAUUUCGAAGUAAAUGACGAGUUAAAGUGCGGAAAUGCGGAUGCUGAUCGGAUUGUGGGAGGAACAAGAGCGAAAUUGGGACAAUAUCCGUGGUUGGCGAGACUUGGAUAUAACAGAACGGAAAAUGUGACGUUUGAAUGCGGAGGAACGUUGAUUUCGAAGAGACAUGUUUUGACGGCGAGUCAUUGCGUGUUGGAUAUUGAACCGGCAGUUGUGGUUCAAGUCGUAUUAGGAGAGCACAAUGUGACAUCAGAAAUCGAUUGUGAAUUAGAAAAAUGUGCAGAUCCAGUGCAAAUCUAUCGCCCAAUCGAGAUAGUUGUUCCCACGGAAUACCACAAAUCGCAUUACAAGCAUGACAUAGCGUUAAUAAAACUAGAUAGAGACGUCAAUUACACAAGAUGGGUGAGUCCAAUUUGCCUCCCGCUACCCAAAGACACGAAUUCCACGGGAAUCAUUGACACUUUUGGCGAAGUUGCUGGUUGGGGACUGACUGAUUCGCAUGCCGACACGCUCGCCGAGGUCCUUCAAACGGUCAAACUGAAAAUUCUUCCGCUCACGGAGUGCAAAAAGUCCUUCGAUCAACUCGACUUGGGCAUCGGGCAAAUGUGCGCCGGCGGAAUUCCCGGCAAAGAUUCGUGUUCGGGCGAUUCGGGAGGUCCCAUGCAAAAAGGACUCGCGUUUCGGGAUAAGGGACCGCGAUAUUUUGUCAUUGGCGUCGUUUCGCUCGGCAUGAAGAUGUGCGGAGGGGAUUUUGCGACAUCGGCUUUGUAUACGAACGUUACGCACUACAUUCCGUGGAUACUGAAGAAUUUGGAUUAA